AUGCGCAAUGGAGAGGACAGUUUAGAGGAAGAUGAAUCCGUGUGCGUGACUGUGGUGAAAACCCUGAAGAGUGAAAAACUGAAGCAGGUCAGAAACUAUAUCAAGGAGCAUAGUCCUCGUCAACGGCCUGCAAGAGAGGCCUGGAAGAGAAGCAACUUUAGUUGUGCAAGCACCAGUGGAGUAAGCGGUGCCAGUGCCAGUGCCAGCAGCAGCAGUGCCAGCAUGGUCAGUUCUGCAAGCAGCAGUGGGUCCAGUGUUGGAAACUCUGCUUCAAACUCCAGUGCCAACAUGAGUCGAGCACACAGUGACAGCAACCUGUCUGCAAGUGCAGCAGAGCGGAUUCGGGAUUCAAAAAAGAGAUCCAAGCAGCGGAAGUUACAGCAGAAGGCCUUCCGCAAAAGGCAACUGAAGGAGCAGAGGCAGGCCCGGAAGGAGAGGCUCAGUGGGCUUUUCCUUAAUGAAGAAGUGCUGUCCUUGAAAGUGACAGAGGAAGACCAUGAAGCAGAUGUUGACGUUCUGAUGUAAUAAGAAUGAUUCUAUGAGCAUUCUUUCCAAGCAUUAUUCUAUCUUUAUUAGUUUACAUGCAUCUUGGCCAAAAUUUUGGUUAGGGUUUUGCUGGUGUACCUUUAACAGUUUAAACCAGUGGUUCUAAGAGAGUGGUCCCAGGACCUGCAGCUUCAGCAUCACUCAACAACUUGUUAGAAAUGCAUGCUAUUGGUUCUACUUCAGACCAAUCAAACCACAAGAGUGGCAGCAUAAUUGUGUUUUGUUUUAACCAGUGUCAGAUUAUUCUGGUACACAUUUUGGUUUAAGAACCAUUGGUUUAAAUAAGUGUUUUGACCAUUUAAACUUUAUGGUGGGAUUUUUCAAAGACUAGUAUUUCUACAAUUUUAGAGAUUUCAAAGUACUGACAAGUAGUUUAUUAUAUCAGUGUGUGUACAUGUGUAGGGAUCGUAAUUCAGUUCCCUUAAUGUCAAUAUUUCUUAGUUUACUUUUUCUAAAAGGCCAUAGCAUAAUUUUCAAUUCCAGAUGGAAAUCUGUAUGGAAGUGAGUGUGCACACAAAGUUCAAUUGCUGUUUACAAUAGUGCCUUUAUUAGGUUUUGUUCUGUUUCCACUCAUUAGUAACUCAAGGGUAUAAGAAUUGGCCCAAAUCUUUUCUCAGUUUGAUUUGCCUCUGUUUUUCUCCUUCCGUAAAAAUCGGAAUUCUUUCUGUAAGUGAUAACUACUGAAGAAAUGAUGUUACUAGUAGCUGAAUUUUAGACUGACGGCUAGGCUGAUUAAUAUUGAAAUGGACACUGCAAUAUGCUAAACAAUAACUAUUCCCCUUUUCAAUUGCUUUCUGAAAUUUUAGGCUGUAAAAUGAUCCUAAAGACCUAAAUUGAUUGAUCUCUCUUCUCUGUCUAAAUUAUUUUGGUAGGUUUU
This is a messenger RNA of Dipodomys spectabilis (banner-tailed kangaroo rat), 1423 nucleotides long. RefSeq names its product protein FAM199X-like. The transcript is spliced from 4 exons. The coding region runs from base 1 to 525 and encodes 174 amino acids. NCBI's taxonomy places the organism in Eukaryota, Metazoa, Chordata, Mammalia, Rodentia, Heteromyidae. The record is from RefSeq and is a predicted model, not a curated record.